Molecule: messenger RNA, 3647 nt
Organism: Rhopalosiphum padi (bird cherry-oat aphid)
Lineage: Eukaryota; Metazoa; Arthropoda; Insecta; Hemiptera; Aphididae
Product: gastrula zinc finger protein XlCGF26.1-like
Exons: 4
Coding region: 643-2112 (489 amino acids)
Biological process (GO): regulation of transcription by RNA polymerase II
Cellular component (GO): nucleus
Molecular function (GO): zinc ion binding; DNA-binding transcription factor activity; RNA polymerase II cis-regulatory region sequence-specific DNA binding
Source: RefSeq, a predicted model, not a curated record
AGUAUUAGAAAUUCAGAACCAUAAAAAUAAAAAAAAAAACACUUCCUGGCGUUUGAAAUGUUCGCUAAUGUUAAGUCAUAAAAAUUUAAGCUUAUUAAAUUUCUAAUUCUAAUGUGACGGCGUUUUUUAAAACGGAUUUAUAAAUCUCGAUUCUACUGAUAUGGAAUGCAUUAUGGUAAAAUAGUGGUAUACGGCAGCUCACCAUAAGGUUUAACCAAUCACAGCGGCUAAAUCAUAUUUUUUUCUUAGAUCAUAGUUCAUGUUAUCAUGGUGGACUCGGUGGAGUACUGUCCAACUUAAGAAGUUAAAACUGAUCUACCGGAGUGCGUGUGUUGACUGUAUUGUGAAGUGUAGUAUUGUGGAUUUGAAUAUUUAAAGUUUAAAUUGGACAGUAAAGUUGUGAUAGACUAUUAUAUGAAUGAAACUAUAAAAUAUAUAUUUUUCCAUAGGCUGUGGUUGUGAUGUCAUUAGUUCAAUUAUUAUAUUUUUGGUUGUGUUCAAACACCCUAUCUUUUUCAAAUUUGAUACUUGAUAAGUGAUAUUAAAAGCUAUAGUUUUAACUAUUGUCUAUUACUUAUUGGUUGUUAUAUUUUUCUCGAUAAUUGUAUUCUUAUUCAUAAUAAUUGUAUUAAUAACUUACAAAUGGACCAAGAAAAUCAGGGUGUUAUUUAUAUCGAAAAUUGGAAUGACUUAUGUCGAUUGUGUCUACGCAAUGAACAAUCAUUGCAAAAUCUGUUUUUUGAAGAAUCUCUUUUGGAAAAUAUUCAAGAGGUCACAAAUCUUCACUUUAAUGUUGAGGAUUCUUUACCUAAUUCUAUAUGCAAAAUAUGCAUCGAACAAGUUAAUUCAUUUGUUGAAUUUCGAGUACGAUGUAAAGCUACUGAUGAAUGGCUACGAAAUGAAGCUGUAAUUUUGGAUAAUGAUAACAAGGAUUCUAUAAUAGUUGAUUCAGAAGAAAUUAAUAAUAAAGAUUUAUUAUUAGUGGAACCAAAUCAAUACGAAGAGCAGUUAAUUGAUGAUCCAGAACCUGUUGAUAAUAAGCAAAUAGUUGAAAAUGAAAUUGAGUUGUCUCAUUGCAUUGUUCAAACAGAAGAGGUAAUGCAAAUGUCGGUUAACGAAGAAGAGACAUUAGAAACGAAUACUAGUGAUCAUCAAUGUGCAAUCUGUGGUAAAGAGUUGUUGUCUGCAUAUACACUUGCAAACCACAUGCGAUCCCACACAGGAGAGCGUCCUUAUGGAUGCAGUGUAUGUGAAAAGUUCUUCAAGACUAAAUCAAAUUUAAAUGAACAUUACCGAGUUCACAAUCCGGAACUGCGUUGGAUGAAGACGUCGAGCAGGGACAUCCCGUCCAUAACCCGAGUGACGGUCACGUCUGAAGAUAUUCUGACGUGCGGUCAGUGUUCUAAGGUGUUCGUAUCACUGGACGAAUUGUCUGCUCACGAACGCGAACACGACGAUCAGCCGGAACAGCCGGAACAGUUGACGCAGACGGUCGAGGCGACAAUAUCACCGGCGGCAGUGACGUCUGCGUCUGCGAUGACGACGUUCACUUGUGAACAGUGCAACAAAAACUUCACGUCGAAGUCACAGCUGUCCGCGCACAUCGGCAACAACUGUUCGGAAGGCGCUGACCGACAGUGUCCGUACUGCGGCAAGCAGUUUCGGUCGGUGGCCACGCUGGAGAACCACAAGCGGGUGCACACCAGGGAAAAACCGUUCACGUGCGAGCUGUGCGGCAAGGCAUUCCGCACCAAAGGCAAUCUGCUGGAGCACAAGCGCGUGCACAACAACAGCCUGUGCCUGGUCAAGAACGACGCGAAGAUGACGGACCGCGACGCCGGUGCGGGCGGCUGCGACCAGCGGUUCCAGUGCACGUACUGUUCGAAACCGUUCCGGACGUACACGGCGCUGUUGAAUCACGAGCGCGUGCACACCCGCGAAAAGCCGUUCGAGUGUUCUGUGUGCGGCAAGUGUUUCCGAACCAAAUCCAACCUGACGGAGCACAUGAAGGGCUGCCACGACAUGGACUCGUCGGCCUGCGGUUCGGACGAGGUCCAAGUGUUCACGUUCAAGACCCAAACGGUGGCCGCCGCCGAGCUGGAGUCCACGUGACGUUGCGCGUUCGUCGAGACGCAGCUGUCGUAACGAUGAUUUUUAUGAUCACAUUCAUAUUUAAUGCAUUUAUACAUACAUACAUUUAUACAAUUAAAGGACAGGAACUUUAUUUUUACAAACAUUUAUACAAAACGAUAAUAAUGUUAUUUUGGUAUAUAUAUAUAUAUUUAAUAAUAUAGUUUACACGUAAAACAGUACAAUAUAAUUUACAUUUUAUUCUUUUGCAAAUACAUUUUUACAUGAUAUUUAUUAUUAUAUAUAUAAGUAUACAGUAAUAUUAAUUCGACGUUUGUUGUUUAAUCAAAUUUGCUGAGAUUAUAAUAACUAUAUAAUAUUAUGUUUUCAACUUUAUUUAGCUAUGAUUUAGUUAUAAUAAUAAUAAUAAUAAUAAUAAUAAUAAUAAUUAAUAAUAAUGAUAAUAAUAUUAUGUUAUUAAGUGUUAAUAAUUACAAUUACAUAUUAUAAAUAUUUAAAGGUACCGCCUAUUCGUCUAACGUUGUUCGUCGGCAGGCACGUCUAAUGUGUUAUAAAUUAUAAUAUUACUAAGUAAUAUAAUAUUACAAUACAUAACUUAAACAAUAAUUUAUCGGUUCGCGGAAAAUUGCACGGCGUCGUCGACUGUACAUAUACACGCCCGAAAUUAGCUCGGAAUAUAUUAUUUAUUUGACAAGCUGAUGUCACUGCAAACGUGGCCAGUAUUGCGAGGACAAGUCGGCCGUGUGCCCCGGCACGGCGAUCGGCACCGAAACUCCGGGUGAUAUGAGACCUGUGGAAUUGAAAAACAUUAAUAUAAAAUUAUGAAUAUUAUACUUAGUAAAUAUUAAUUAUAUUAUUUAAAUUUUACUAAGUCAUAUUAUGAUCCGAUUAAAAUAUAUUAAAUGGUACAGUCGUACAGACGUCAAAAAUCAUAAUUUUGGGGUUGUUUCAAAUUUUAUUUUUAAUAUGCAUAUUUUCGUUUCCUGCCGAUUUGUCCAUAUUUUAAACCAAAAAGGCGCGUACACAAUAAAUAUUUUGCCGAGGAGGGGAUUUAAGGUUAUAAAUUUUGCCAUACCCUUACUUAUAUGUACUUAAGAAAAAGUUUAUUGAUAGAAACCACUUUUACUUUAUAAAAACAUAUUUAGUAAUUUUCAUGAAAUUUUGAGUGGAGGUUGGACCCUUAAAACUGCUUGUGUUCGGGAUUUAGGCCAAAACAUUUUAGAAGUAGACACAAUAAUACUGGAUACCUGGUAGUCCAAACGACGCCAACGAUCAAAUCAAAACAUUGAUAUAAUUAUAAAUACCUACUUAAAAUACAAAAAUAUCUUUUUACGUAAUAUCGGGAGUUAUUGAUAAGAUAUUAUAAGACUGAUAUGGUUACGAUGUCAAAAUAUGUGUUAUGUGUAUAAAUUAUAUUAUUAUAUUUUAUUGUGUAUAUCAAUUCACAAUUAGACGUGUAUUAUAUAUUAUAUUUUAUUUUAUGAAUUGAUCUGUUUUAGUGACUGCAUAAUAUGGUAUAUCUAAAUUAUAUAUAAUAAAAUAAAAUAUAAACCUAA